GGAAAGGGGCUGACUCGGAAAGAACAUCUCAAGUAUCGCGUACAGUUUGUCGUUCAGGGUUGUCCCCGCCUGGUAUUGCCAUAGCUUCCAUUCCUGCCAAGAAGUAGCAUGAGCAGCUGGAAAGGGCGCAGGAAACGAGUCGAACUUUAUUAUGCAGUAAAUUCCAGCACUCUAAACGAAUGAAAGUUCCAAUAGUUCGGUUCUAGUGAGUUUGGCCAAGACAGCUCACAAAUCGGAAUCCCUAACGACAGACAAGUUAUGUGGGCCUCACUCACCUACACCGCUGCCUGGGAACCCAAAUCCCACUGCACUUGCUCCGGGGGCCGCCGGCGAUCGCCCCCUUUAAGAGCUUGCUCCGCGGGACUGAUGUUUGAACCGGCCCUGGCGCCCCUCCUCCGCCUCCGAUUGGCCGGGGGCGGCGCACGAGGCGCAUCGGCCCGCCCAGAACGGUUGGCGGCGCUUUGUGAUUGGCGUUCGAGGAGUCUAUAUAAGGUGCGGUGUGGGCUGCCUCCGCUCAGUUUAGCCACCGGCCCGGACCAGGUCUGUUGUCUGAGGCAGAGGCGCCGCGGGGACUACGCGUCACCAGGUCUUUUCUCCACCGAGCUUUCAAGCCGCCGGGGGUGCACCCCAGAGGCGAACCCGUUCCCGCCCCACUCUCCUCUCGCAGCUUCGGAACGCGAGCCGGCGUUCACCCCCAUCGUCUGGGCGCCACUCUCGAGAAGCGGAGGCAGGAUGGAGUUCAAGCUGGAGGCUCACCGCAUCGUCAGCAUCUCCCUCGGCAAGAUCUACAACUCGCGGGUCCAGCGCGGCGGCAUCAAGCUGCACAAGAACCUCUUGGUGUCGUUGGUGUUGCGCAGCGCCCGCCAGGUCUACCUGAGUGACCCAUGUCCUGGCCUCUACUUGGCCGGCCCUACGGGUACCCCGGCGGUGCCACCGCCUCAGCAGCCCGUAGAGCCGGUGGCCGGGCCACCCUCCGGCUGGGGAGAGCCGCCCCCGCCGGCCGGCCGCGCCGCCUGGCCGGAUCCCGAGCCGCAACCUCAGCGCCCCUCGGUGUGCCACACGCCGGGAGCGGGAAGCUCAGAGCCCGUGGCCACAGUGGCCGGCGCGGGGGACGCCCUCCGGGGCGGAGAGGUGGACUCGGCGGCAGCUGCUUGGAGCCGCGUGGAGCGUCCGCGCGCGGCGGCUUCGGGAGGCGGCUCGGACACGUGUCCCGAGGGGCCCCGGGCAGCGCGCCGCCCGUGCGGCUGUCCCCCAGCCCGGGAGGAGCAGUCCUCCGAGGACGGUUCUCCCGCGCCACCCGCCCCGUGUCCCAGGAAGCGCGGCGCAGCGGGAGUGGGUGGUGGCCGCGCUGGCUGCCCGGCGCCCGGCUCGACCCCUCUUAAGAAGCCGCGCCGGAGUUCGGAGGAGCAGCCGAGCACCGGCGAGGAGGACACCGACGAGGAGAUGGAGACCGGGAACGUGGCAAACCUCAUCAGCAUCUUCGGGUCUAGCUUCUCGGGACUCCUACGGAAAAGCCCUGCGGGCGGCCGGGAGGAAGAGGAGGCGGGGGAGAACGGCCCGGAAGCCGCCGAGCCCGGGCAGAUCUGCUGCGACAAGCCGGUGCUGAGAGACAUGAGCCCCUGGAGCACAGCCAUCGUGGCCUUCUGAGUCCCCGGGGCCCGAGCGGCUGGAGCUGGAGCAGCGGGCGUCCCCGAAAGUGCGGCCGUGGCCUUUCCCGGCCUCGAGGACGAGCCGAGACCGUAGGCGCUGGGCGCGUAGGGGGAGACUGGUUGCUGCCGGGCAGCACAUCGCCCCGGACGGGGCAGCCCGGCUGAGCCGUGGCUCUCGAGUCUCACGCAGAGACCUAGAGUUGGAGGCUUAUUGGAAGAGGACGAUCGAUCGUUAACUUUUGUGUCUCUCUCUAUGUGUGUGUGUGUGUGUGUGUGUGUGUGUCCAUGUGUAAGUUUGUCUUAUGUUGAGACUGUUCUGUGGUUCUGGAAUGCACCACCCCUUCCCCGGGGCUUGAGACUUUGGGGGCGCAGACAGGGACUUUCCUCUGCCAGCAGCACAGAAAAGGAAGCUGCUGAAAGGCUCGAGGCAGGGGAGUUCCCCGUUCGAUCUUGGGGGAGAGAGGGACUUUACACACUCUCAUGCAAGCUAGAACCUCAUCGGGGCGCGGAGUGGCGUUUCCUCACAGGAUUUCCUCAGACUAGAGGGAGUUCGUCUGGAGUAAAGACUUGUAUUAUUUUUCUCCCUCCCCACCUUUCUCUGGCACAGAAGAAGCGCUUCUACCCUGUGAUUACUCUGGGACAGCAGAACAUUAAGGGACCUUCAAUUCCCCAAAGGGGAAAAAAAAGCUUGAUGAACUUCACAGAAGAGUUCAAGCUUGGAAAUACGGAGUUUAUAGAGAAAAGAUAUAUUUUUAAAAGCUCUAGCUCAGAACUUACUACACAGUGCUUUUAAAAAAGUGUUUAAUGAAACAAAGUUUACAGACGAGCUCUAAGUGGAAGGACCUUAUGGUUUUGUAGAUACGGUGACUCCAGUCUUUGUUGUAUAAAGGUUGGGGGAGCUGAUAAGGUUUUUGUACAGUAUUUUCUCCUCCUCUGUAUUGAUUUUUGUAUAAAAAUGUAACUUUACGUGUCUGACACGUAUUAAAUAUUUUGAAGCAA
Molecule: messenger RNA, 2648 nt
Organism: Peromyscus eremicus (cactus mouse)
Lineage: Eukaryota; Metazoa; Chordata; Mammalia; Rodentia; Cricetidae
Gene: Ier5
Product: immediate early response 5
Exons: 1
Coding region: 259-1647 (462 amino acids)
Source: RefSeq, a predicted model, not a curated record